AUGCGGCGGCGGGGAGAGCCCGGCGCGGCCGGCCGAGGGCUCGCUCUGUCGGCGGGGCGGACGCGCCGUCGGGGCGCGCCCCGGCACCCCCGCCGGGCGCAGGUGAGCGGCGUGCAGAAGCAGCGGCGGCUGGCGGCCAACGCGCGGGAGCGGCGGCGGAUGCACGGGCUGAACCACGCCUUCGACCAGCUGCGCAAUGUCAUCCCCUCCUUCAACAACGACAAGAAGCUCUCCAAGUACGAGACGCUGCAGAUGGCGCAGAUCUACAUCAGCGCCCUGGCCGAGCUGCUGCACGGCCCCGCCGCCCCUUCCGACGGCCCCGGCAAGGCCGAGCACCGCGGGGCCCCCUUCGAGCCGCCCUGCGCCGCCGCCGGGGCCGGAGCUCCGCCGGGGCCGCCCGCGCCGCCGCCGGGGCCGCCCAGAGCGUCGCCCCCCGGGCACGGCCGGACUCGCUUCCCCCCGCCGCCGGCCGCGGGGGGCUACUCGGUGCCGCUCGACCCGCUGCACUUCUCCUUCGCGGAGGGCGCCCUGAUGGGACAGAGAGCCCCUUCCCCCGCCCUCCUCCUGCCGCAGCCCGGGCAGCCGCCGCAGGAGAGGAGCAAGACGUCGCCCCGGUCCCACAGGAGCGACGGGGAGUUCUCGCCCCGCUCCCACUACAGCGAUUCGGAUGAGGCCAGCUAA
Messenger RNA from Passer montanus (Eurasian tree sparrow), 681 nucleotides. It is a transcript of the gene ATOH1, whose product is annotated as atonal bHLH transcription factor 1. The transcript has a single exon. The coding region runs from base 1 to 681 and encodes 226 amino acids. Gene Ontology annotation, molecular function: protein dimerization activity. Lineage: Eukaryota; Metazoa; Chordata; Aves; Passeriformes; Passeridae. The record is from RefSeq and is a predicted model, not a curated record.